CCAACCUGUUCCGACGCGCCUGGGAACGUCGGAAGUUGCAUUGCAACCACCCACCCACCACUCUGCAACUGUUUAUCGAACGAAAUCUGAAUGCAGCGCAUUCAGCACUUGCAGCAAACGAGACAGAAGGCAAGGAAGACAUCCCAAUGCCGACCGCCAGCCAAGAAGAGAGGCCUUUACUGGGUUACAAUGGCACAGGUAAGAGCGAUGACCAUGAGGAGAAGCACCGCCGGCGUGUUAUCGCCGUGACCUUUGCCAUGGUUCUUCUGAUGGACCUUGCGGCCUUCUUCUUGGACGCGCCCCAGACGAGCAUCCUGGAAGCCAACAUUUGCAGCCGUUACUACGAAUCAUCCGAGCCAUACAAUUACAACUUCAAUCAAGUCGAAAAAGAUUGCAGAGCUGCACCUGUCCAGGCCGAGCUUGCGACCGUCAACCAGUUACUCAACACCUUCAACCAACUGCCUGGUCUUUUCGUCGCAAUCCCCUUCGGCAUCAUCGCCGACCGUUACGGCCGUCGCCCCUUGUUUUACUUGAUCAUCCUCGGCGCGAUGUUGCAGGAUAUCGUCGCCAAGACUGUCCUCUGGCGGCCCGACCUGUUCGCACCGCGUCUUAUCUGGCUGUCGUCGCUUCCUCAGUUUGUAGGCGGCGGGGACGCCGUCUCUAGCUCCAUGACCUUCUUAGUUGUCGCCGACGUCACUCCGGCAGACCAACGAGCCAAGCUAUUUUUCCUCUUAACCGCCUGCGCACAAGUAGGAGAAAUCGUGGCGACGCCCUUGAGUGCGCUGCUCAUGUCCAUCUGGAACCCUUGGAUCCCGUACCUGCUAUACAGCGUCUUGACCCUUCUCGCGGGCAUGAUUCCUGUUCUCUUUCUGCCGGAGACUUUGUCGCGGUCCGUAUCGCAGUCUGAAACGGAAACGGAAGCGGAAACGGAGUCGGAAACGUCUCCGUACGGCUCGGGGUCCGAUACGGGUGUGAACGAAGGCUUGCCAACCGCUGCGGAUGGGACGGCAAUGACACCCACGCACUAUAGUCCUAUAUCGAAAUUCCGGCCCCUUAUGAAGCACAACAUUAUUGCUGUUCUGUUGGCUUUCUUCGUUUCCGCGUUAGGACGCCGGUCAACGGGCUUUCUCUUGCAAUACAUCCGACAGCGGUUUGAUUGGACAUACGAAAAGGCUAGUGUCUUAAUCACCCUCCGCGCAGUCGUAAACUUCACUCUGCUCCUAGCCGGACUUCCGGCCCUCCAGAAACUUCUCGACCUGCGCAGUUCAAGCACCGCGCAAAGCAAGGACCUCCUCAUCAGCCGCCUUUCCGUCGCCUUCUUCGCCAUCGGCUCGCUGGUUAUUUCGUUGGCUCCGGUUGUGGGCCUGGCCGCCCUGGGCAUCGGCAUCUUCGCACUUGGUUCCGGGUUUCCUCCUGCCGCGCGCAGUCUCGCAACCACCUUUGUCCACCAGGACGAGGCAGGGCUGCUCUACACUGCCCUUGCCAUAACGCAAACAGUGGGUGGACUUGUAGCAGGCCCCUUGCUGGCUCUGUCUUUUCGGUGGAGCCUCAGCCUUGGCCACGAAUGGACUGGCAUUCCAUUUGCCCUGGUGGCCGGCUUGUUUGCGUGUGGGUUUAUUGCGGUUUCCUUUGUACGGUUGUGAUGAGUUAUAUUAGACUUUUAGACAGAUAAGUCAAGGCAGUUUCAUGAGCGACGUUCG
Molecule: messenger RNA, 1700 nt
Organism: Canariomyces notabilis
Lineage: Eukaryota; Fungi; Ascomycota; Sordariomycetes; Sordariales; Chaetomiaceae
Product: MFS general substrate transporter
Exons: 2
Coding region: 147-1643 (498 amino acids)
Biological process (GO): transmembrane transport
Cellular component (GO): membrane
Molecular function (GO): transmembrane transporter activity
Source: RefSeq, a predicted model, not a curated record